Molecule: messenger RNA, 799 nt
Organism: Coccinella septempunctata (seven-spotted ladybird)
Lineage: Eukaryota; Metazoa; Arthropoda; Insecta; Coleoptera; Coccinellidae
Gene: Cpap1-b
Exons: 4
Coding region: 108-692 (194 amino acids)
Cellular component (GO): extracellular region
Molecular function (GO): chitin binding
Source: RefSeq, a predicted model, not a curated record
GGAGAUGACCGCGGUCUGACAUCUUUGCAAAGGCUUGGUAGUAGCAGUAGUACUUCGCGAGAUGUCUUUACAAUAGCACCGUAAUCGUUUAAGUUUCACUUUCUAAAAUGUUCUGCGCGCAUGGUUUGAUCAUCAUCUUAGGAUAUUUUGCUACUUUGGGAGGAUCCCAGGAAGGCCCGAGGAUAAAGAGAACGAAGCCUUCUUCUUCGUCUGAGGCGGGAAACGACGUCGACAGCGAAUUAGAGGAAAGGAACAAUCAACUGAAGGCGAAUUACGUCCCCCCCGGAUUUAUAAGUCCCUCUGUAAUUGAAUAUCUGGAACUAGGAAAAUCUAUUCCAGGCCGACCAGGAACAGACUAUCCAGUGCUUGGAACAGUGCCUUAUACCAAUUUUUAUUGUGAUGACCAGGCCUAUCCUGGCUUUUACGCCGACGAGGAAGCAAGGUGUCAAAGUUGGCAUUAUUGCGACAUUGACGGAAGACAAACAACGUUCCUCUGUCCAAACGGAACCCAGUUCAGUCAAGCUGUCUUUGUCUGCGAUUGGUGGUUCAAUGUUAGGUGUGACCUAAGCUCGAAGUUGUACGUGAUUAAUAGCAGAUUAUACGGACGACCCAAAUUGGACCCCACUCUUCCACACCGGUCCAUAACGAAGCAGCUUUUGGAAAAUAUUUUCAACGAGGAGGAGAGAAAAUAGAAAUUUGUCAUAAAUUAACCUUAUUCUUAGGUGAUGUUACAUCUGUACUUUGAUGAUGUUAACAUAGUCUUUAGAAAUAUCUCUGUAAAUAAAUUAAGGUCUUAGUG